AUGGCGUCCCAGUUGCCCGAGGAUGUCUUGUUGGAAAUCUUCUCUUUCCUGGAUGCAUUCAGCUUGCUACAGGUUUCCAAAGUGAGCAAGUACUGGAAGAACGUUGCAGAGACGGAGUUCCUGUGGAGAAACCUGUAUGUACAGAAAUGGUUUCUCCGCAAGCCCUUUCAGCUUCAGGGCACACAGACAUGGAAGCAGCUCUUCCUCCACCUCACCAAGAAGGAGCGCCAGAUGGACCUGGCACAGCCCGAGGACUUUAACGUCAAAGAACCAAGAGGGAAUUUCGGGGUGAUAGGUCCAAUGGCCUAUUUCUCAGGCCCCACGACGGAUGAACAGGAAAAGUCCAUCCUGUGUGCGGUGUCAUCUAACUGCAUACUGUAUGCCUGGGACGUGCAGGAGGGCACUGUGAUCUGGAGAAGUCCAGUCCAGAGAUCUCAACUCUUGACUCUCACAACCCUCCCUCAGAUGCGCCUUGUAUUCACUGUGGAUGUGGAGGGAAUUGUCAAGAUGUGGAAUUGUUUGAACGAAAACGCUCUGGGUGUUAUCCACAUGCCCGAUCCCUGUUUUUCCUUGGAAAGCUGUCUAACGGCAGAGGGACCAUUCCUGGUGGCGGGCAGCAUUAAAGGUAACAUCUACACAAUGACUGUGCCUGAGUUAAAGGAAGUGUCUAAGGUAAACGCAUUUACAUGUCGUGUUGAUUUUCUACAAUUCUCUCCUGACAAGAAAUGGCUGUGUGCAAGUGGAACCCAUCAAGCUAUAUCACCCAUGAUAUAUUUGACUGAGUGCUUACUGAGCUCGACAAGAAGCCACCUUCCUGUGAUUCUCACAGUCCCAUAUGCAUCGUGCUGCAGGAUCUCCUGGGCCUCAAGGAGACCAAACAGAAUUGUAGUGAUGUUCCGAAACUAUCUUUUCAAAAGGACAGGGUUUAUCACCUUCGACCUAAGAGCUCAGCAGAAUGAAGGCGAAAUAGUCACCAAAGCAAAUCCGAUUGCAAGUUUCCAGUUACCAGCUCGGAUGGGGAGUCCUGUUUGGAUGGUCAGUGACAGGAAUCUGAUUGCCUUUGAGAGUGGACCCAGACUAUUCCUCUACACCAUCCAUGGUCACAUGAUGAAACAAUUUGACUGCCACCUGAGGAACUUUGGCACCUUAUGGUCGGAUUCUGUCCAUGUGCUCACCACAACCAUGGAUAACACUCUGCACAUGUACAUGUGGGAAGAAGGCGACAAUGAGCCAUAUCUCAAGCAUUGCUUUAAUCUGCGAUACACAGGCCCUCUUCGUCACAGCCCAAACUACUAUGUCUCCAGAGCCAUCUGUGACAACAGAAGCAUAGUGUACGUGAUGUCGAAAUCCUAUGAAUCCAGCACCCUAUUGAUGUAUUCCUUGAAGAAUGUGUUGACCAAGGAAGAUGAAGGCUGGUGCAGGGAAGGCCAGGAAACCUGUAUGCCCAGAGUGCCUCUGAAAAGCAUUGGCCCUUCGAGGAUCAGAAUAAACUGUCAGAGGCCCACCAAACCACAGUAUGAAGCCCCAGACACCAGACAUGAAAUAGUCAUGUCACCACUUUCCAUCACACUUCCCAGCCCCUUUCUGUGGCUGGGAAAUGGAGACAGUUGA
This is a messenger RNA of Suncus etruscus (white-toothed pygmy shrew), 1611 nucleotides long. Its product is annotated as F-box/WD repeat-containing protein 12-like. The coding region runs from base 1 to 1611 and encodes 536 amino acids. Gene Ontology annotation, molecular function: protein binding. The record is from RefSeq and is a predicted model, not a curated record. NCBI's taxonomy places the organism in Eukaryota, Metazoa, Chordata, Mammalia, Eulipotyphla, Soricidae. The transcript has 2 exons.